CUAUAUCAGCGUUCAAUCUUCACUCGAUUCAUCCCAGACACUCUUCUUUCAGACUGUGCUUCAAACUCAUUUCAUCGCCAGUACUGCAUCUUGCAAUCUUCAGACCAUCGAACUACUCCAUCAAUCCCAUCAACAAUGCACCCACCACUCCGCAUCGCCAUCCUAGAAUGCGACACCCCCGUCGACAAAGUAAACACCAAGUACGGGGGCUACCGCGGGGUCUUCGCGAAGUUACUGCAUGAGAGCGCCGCCGCACUCGGCCAGCCCGACCGACUGGGCCCCGAGACCGGGCUAGACAUUACCGGCUGGGACGUCGUGACGGCCCAGGAGUAUCCCAACCUGGACGAUGUAGAUGCUCUCGUUCUGAGUGGCUCAAGUGAGUUUCUUCUGCAUUGCCUGCCUUGCCUGCCUUGCUUUUCACCCGGACUUUUUGUUCUCGCAUACUGCGCCCCCUGCCCUGCAUUUAUAUCCUACACGGGACAAACAUGCACCAUGCACCUUACAACAACAACCCCUCCCGGCCUUUGCAAAAAUCCAGAUGACUCACACUCAAACCCCGGCAUUUACCCAUCCACAGAACACGACUCCUUCGCCGACCACCCCUGGAUCCUCAAGCUAGUAGACUUCACGCGGAAGGCCUACGAAGACAAGCGCAUCAAGAUCUUCGCCAUCUGCUUCGGGCACCAGAUCCUCGCCCGCGCCCUGGGGGUCAAGGUUGGCCGGAACCCGCAGGGCUGGGAGUUGGCCGUCUGCGAGGUGGAUCUCUCCGAGCAGGGGCGGGAGCUCUUCGGCAAGGAGAAAUUGCGCAUCCACCAAAUGCAUCAAGACAUCGCCUACGGAUAUCCAUCCGAAGUGAUCUCGCUGGGCGCCUCGCCGCGGUGCGCGGUGCAGGGCAUGUAUGUGCCGCGGAAACUGAUCACGGUGCAGGGCCACCCGGAGUUCCGGGAGGAUAUCAUGGACGAACUGAUCACGCUGCGCACGGCGAGUGGGCUGUUCUCGCCGGAGAUGUCGCAGGAUGCGUCCAGCCGGGCGGGACUACCGCAUGAUGGGGUGGCGAUCACGGUGGCUUUUUUGAAGCUCGUGCUUGAGUCUAGAUAGUUAUACCUCGACUUAGCCGGUUAGAUUGACGCUCCGCCCUAUUUAGACUCGAAUGCGGG
Messenger RNA from Aspergillus japonicus CBS 114.51, 1157 nucleotides. Its product is annotated as type 1 glutamine amidotransferase. Lineage: Eukaryota; Fungi; Ascomycota; Eurotiomycetes; Eurotiales; Aspergillaceae. Bases 136 to 1098 code for a protein of 320 amino acids. The record is from RefSeq and is a predicted model, not a curated record. The transcript has 2 exons. Gene Ontology annotation, cellular component: nucleus; cytosol.